GACUAGUAAAGCAUGCGACCUCCAUGCGAUCGUUCGUCGAUGUUCUAAGCAAGAUAAUUCAAUUCCAUUAACUUAUUUACACCGAAAACUUGAUUUUCAACUCAUAAAUAAGUAUUAAACAAGUCAUAAGUAUUUAUAAACAAAUAUUUAUUAAUAUUUUUGUGAUAUUUUCUAAGUGUGAACGUCUACAGUGCGAACGUGGAGUGAAUAAAGUUUAAUUUAAAGUUGUGAUAGUUUUAUAAAAGUGAAAAUGAUUAAAUUAUCGCUGUCUGAAGUCAUGAAGAUCGGAUUCAUCGGAGGUGGCCGCUUGGCAUUCGCUCUCGCCAACGGAUUCAUAUCUGCUGGGCUAGCGAAACCUGAUGAAAUCACAGCCAGUUGCCAUCCAGCUGAUACAGUGAGCGCGGAAGCAUUCAAGAAACUGGGAGCGACAGCCUUCUUCGAAAACACGCCAGUAGUGGAGAGAUCAGAAGUGGUCAUCGUGUCAGUCAAACCAGACGUGGUGACACCAGCUCUCAAGGAAAUCAAGAACCUGCCUGCUUCGAAGAACAAACUGUUCAUCUCCGUAGCUAUGGGGGUUUCUACUGCUACCAUUGAGAAGGCGUUGCCAACAGAAGCACGAGUCAUCAGAGUCAUGCCAAACACUCCAGCGCUAGUCAAGGAGGGAGCGGCAGCCCUGAGCCGAGGGUCCAGAGCCACCCCUGAGGACGCCCAGCUUGCCACCAAGCUAUUCCAAGCCGUCGGAACUUGCGACGAAGUCCCUGAGUAUCAGAUGGACGCGGUCACUGCCCUGAGUGGUAGUGGGCCUGCUUAUGUAUACAUGCUAAUAGAAUCUCUAGCCGAGGGCGGAGUGCGGUGCGGCUUGCCACGCGAUCUGGCGUUGCGUUUGGCCUCCCAGACCACCCUAGGGUCUGCCGCCAUGCUCAGGACUGGUGGCCACCCCGCCCAGAUGAAGGAUAAUGUGACUAGUCCUGCUGGAUCCACCGCUGAAGGGACUUAUCAUUUGGAGAAGAGUGGUUUCCGCGCUGCCGUCAUCGGUGCAGUAAAAGCGGCCUCAGACAGAUGUAAAGUGGUCAACGAACAAUUAAAUAACUAAAUCUGUAGGCGUAUUUAAUCCUUGGAAACAUUUAUUGAAUUGUUAAUUAAUUGUAAGGAGACAAUCAAAUAAAUAUUUUUUAUAAAUA
This is a messenger RNA of Pectinophora gossypiella (pink bollworm), 1181 nucleotides long. RefSeq lists its product as uncharacterized. Gene Ontology annotation, biological process: L-proline biosynthetic process. Bases 251 to 1093 code for a protein of 280 amino acids. The transcript has 7 exons. The record is from RefSeq and is a predicted model, not a curated record. Gene Ontology annotation, molecular function: pyrroline-5-carboxylate reductase activity. NCBI's taxonomy places the organism in Eukaryota, Metazoa, Arthropoda, Insecta, Lepidoptera, Gelechiidae.